AGCUCUCUUCUCCAACAACCUUUCUCAAGCAAUUUACACUUCAGCCCACUCUGCUGCAACAGCAAAUUCCUCCCCGUCCCCUCAACCCAACUCGCCGGCUGCUACAAAAUGGUUUCUCUCAAACUCACUGGUCUCGCCAUGCUGGCCUUCCAGCUCAUGGGCGCCUUUGCCCAAGCUGAGGGCACAGCCGAGCCCCAGACGCCCGCAGAGCCGCAGCUCAAGCUCGACGUCGCCACCACGUUCCCUGACGCCGACAUCUUUGGCGUCAAGCUCGUCAACGGUCGCCCGACCAAGGCCGUUGUUGACCUGACCAACAACGAGGCCGACCCCGUGCGCUUGGCCCUCGUCACCGGCGCCUUGACCAACCCCGAUGGCCUGGCCGAGGGCGCGCCCGUCAGCGACGCCAUAAUCCGCAACCUGACGGCCGUCAAGUACGACGUCGAGAUCCCGGCCGGCGAGAAGCGCUCAGUCACGUACAGCUUCGCCCUCGACAUGCAGCCCCGCGACGUCGUCGUCGAGCUGCUCGCCAUCGUCAUCAACGCUAAGGGCCAGACCUUCCAGGUCCCCGCCCACGCGGACAAGGCUAGCGUCGUCGAGCCCCCCACCAGCUUCUUUGACCCCCAGAUCAUCUUCCUGUACCUCGUCCUGAGCGCCGCCUUUGCCGGUACCCUCUACUUUGUCUACAAGACCUGGAUCGAGGCCCUGUUCCCCCAGGCCAAGCGCCCCAGGGCCCAGCAGCCCAAGAAGGUCGUCAAGGUCGAGGCCGCCGAGCCCCUCUCCGGCAACGAGUCCGCCGGCGCUGCCAGCGGUGCCGACUUUGACGCCAAAUGGAUCCCUGACCACCACAUCAACCGCCCUGUUGCCAAGCGCGUCAAGUCGAGCGCCAGCGCCAAGGCCAAGAAGGGCGAAUAAAUAUGCUCUUUUCUUUUGAGAAAAACAGACUUUUUUUUUCUCCGCUUCUUUUCUGCUGUCCAAUCUCCAUGGGCUAUGUCUGGUGAUAGAUGACUGAGUUGCUGGGGUUUGGGACGGCCAGCUCAUGUUGGAUUAAAAUGGGAAACCUGGGAUGAGAAAAGCAAUCACGUUAUGCGACGAUGCUCUCCAUGCUGGCUAUGUGGCCAUUCACAUAGAAAUCAUCGUCGAUAUGUAUUAUACAAUUUUACCCAAAAGAUUUCGGGGCACGCUGGACGCCUCCGCCCAGAGUAAAUGCGAAAACAUCGGAGCCAG
Messenger RNA from Pyricularia oryzae 70-15, 1224 nucleotides. Its product is annotated as signal sequence receptor alpha chain. The transcript is spliced from 3 exons. The record is from RefSeq and is a predicted model, not a curated record. The coding region runs from base 109 to 912 and encodes 267 amino acids. Lineage: Eukaryota; Fungi; Ascomycota; Sordariomycetes; Magnaporthales; Pyriculariaceae. Gene Ontology annotation, cellular component: endoplasmic reticulum; endoplasmic reticulum membrane.